Messenger RNA from Nomia melanderi (Alkali bee), 6137 nucleotides. NCBI's taxonomy places the organism in Eukaryota, Metazoa, Arthropoda, Insecta, Hymenoptera, Halictidae. The record is from RefSeq and is a predicted model, not a curated record.
GAUCGUUAGCAGUAAUGAAAAUCCGCCUUCACGCAAGAUGUGACACCUCGCGGCCAACGAUGUUAGAAUUGUAAUAUUUUCCGGUAAAGUAGUUUGGCAGUUCUUUCGGACGUUGUGCAAGUAAAAACGUACGCGAAAAAUGUAGAAUUGCGUGAGUGAAACGGGAAUUGAUCACGUUUUGAACCACGCUGCUUGAAACGCAACGGAACUUCCGUGAAUCGUGUUCGUGAUUGCAGUGUACAUUACAUAUAGUAACAUAUAUCGCGAUAGGGCGCCCCGAACCGUAAUAAAACAUCGAUCGGUGCAGUGAAAGUGGCAAAAAGAAAUGAAAUCUAAGUGUUUUUUCAUCAUGUAGUCGAUAGGAUCUUCACAACAGACCUUUAAGCGUAUAUUAAACACCAAUGCUUGCAUUAUUCACGUACAAGGUUAAUGCGCCUUGAUUCCCCAAUAAUUGUGGAACACCAGGGCAUUAAUAGAUGAAAAUGAGUGGGGAUAUGUUUGAGGGAAAGGAUUACCCUACCCAAUGGGCCCUAAACCCUUCUGCUUAUCAGAACAUGAGUAACGAUCAAGUUGACUGGGCCGCAUUAGCUCAGCAAUGGAUCAAAAUGAAAGAGACUGUAGUGCCACCGGCACCACCACCGCCUGCUAUUAAUCCUAUAUGUUCUGGAACUGAUGGUAGCGGUGAAGCACCAAUGGACAUGGACACAAAAGAUGAUGAUAUACCUCCAGCACCGCCUGCACCUACAAUCAGUGGAUCAGCUGAAUCUUGGACCCAAUGGAAUCAAUGGGGCCAUUGGAACAGCUCUGGUUCUGGUGCAGGUACUUGGGAGUGGACUGGUGUACCUCCUCCUGGUGUUUCUAUAGGUUCUGAUGGGAAACCUAUGGGAAUUCCUACAGUACCAGUUAUUCCACCUGCUCCAACCAUAUCAACAACAUCUGAAUUUAAUGUGCCACCUCCAGCAGCACCGGCGUUGUAUUCUUAUAAUUCAGUACCUCCAACACAACCUUAUAGUCAGGUCAGUAGCUACUGGUCAGGAGAACCACCUGCUACAAUACCACCUCAGCCACCCCCUUUUAUGAAAGGAGUUAGACAUACAAAUAGAGCACCCCAUAUGAGGCCUAUAGAUAAUGUAAGGUGUAGAGAAGACAGAGAAAAGACACCUGAAGAGGAUACAACUACAACCAUAGAUGCAGCAAAACGUAGGCAAUUACCUGCAUGGAUUAGGGAGGGUUUAGAAAAAAUGGAGAAAGAGAAGCAGAAAGCUGUCGAGAGGGAGAGGCAAGAAAUUCUUCGGAAGCAGGAGCUGGAGGCCCGGAAACAGGCCGAAGACGAAGCUCGGGCAGUUCUGAAUCCAUCUAAAAGCAAAUUUGAUUCUGAUUCCGAGAAGGAAACGGAGCAGGAGGUUGACGAGGGAUCGCGUGGUCAGCAAGUGGCUGAGAAGAAUUUCGAGCGCACCCCCGACAUCCUUCUCCGACCGCGGAAGUCCCGAUUUCGAGAUGCAGACUCGCCGGAUGCUCACGCGCAUACCGACAGGAGUCCAACCACACCUUCCAAUGCUACAAUAAGUACUCCCAAGCGAUCGAGAGAAGAUAUUCUGCAAGACGUGGUGAGUGCUCGUCCGGAAAUACUAUAUCGUGAAACGAAGAUGUCUUACAGAACAUUCUUCGAUCAUAGCAGCAGCAUAAUUAGUGCUCGAGCGUAUGUCUUUACAUUGAACGAAACGAAGCCCGGUCUGCUGUGAUAUGGGGUAAUAAUCCGUUCGUUUCAUGUAGGUCUGGGCAUCUAUGGCGACAGCAACAGCGAGUCUGAGGAGGAGCAGAGCGAACACGUCCAGGCUCAAAACAAUGACAGCGACGAGGAACUCAUAGAAACAUUAAGACGGCGGCAACAAGCGUUCAAAAAGACGGAGGAGGAAAUCGAGGCGCGUCUGGCGGAGGAGGAUGAGAGGGAAGAGCAACGUUACGAGGAUCAUUAUAAUAAGCAACAGGAAAAUCAUACUGGUAAUACAAGCUGCAAGGAGACAGUUGAUGAAAAAGAAACGAUAAAUAAUCAAAGAGAAGCGUCUGAAACUUUAUCGAGCGGCGGACAAAGUCCACAGCAACAAAUUGCACCGCCUGACACGGCGAAGGCCGAUACUCCGUCGGGGUCAGCCGACUCUGAGUCUAGCAGUUCCGAGUCGACGAGCUCUGACUCGAGUCGUAACUCGUUGAAGAAGAAACGUGCAAGCAAAGCCCGUGAGCGUGACUAUCGGAAGAGGAGGUCGAAGAGUAGAAGUAGAUCGAGAGGCAGAAAGUCCAGGUCCCGUUCUUCCGAGCGCGGCCGGAAACGGAAGUCCAGGUCCAGAUCGAUAAAGCCUUCACGUAAAGAGUAUCGUUCAAGGUCUUCGAGCAAUUAUAGGUCCGGCAAGAAGCACAGAUCGAGAUCGAGAAACCGUAAACGUCGUAGAUCCCGCUCGAGGAGCUGUCGUAGAUCUAGAUCCGUCUCGACCACGAAGAAACGGUCGCGGUCGCGUUCCAGGGGAAAGAGGAAGUCCCGUUCCCAUUCACGCGGGAGAAGACGAAGUCGGUCGUACUCGAUCAGACGGAGCAAAUCCCGGGCCAGGGAUAAGAGACGAAGUAGAUCACGAUCCAGGGCCAGAGACAGAUCACGGUCACGCUCGAAGGAACGAAAACGUUCUGAGUCUUACGUUUCCAGGAGCAAGAGGAGGUCUCGAUCUAGAUCUAGGGAUCAUAGAAAGUCACGAUCAAGAUCAAGGCAGUCGAACCACCGGGACGGUAAGAAAUCAUCGUCGCAUCGGUACAGGAAUUGAACCUGACACCCGCCCCAACUUUCUAGCCAAGGUUGUAUAUACAUUCAUAUUAUAAUAACUUUUCGAGAUAUUCGUACAGAAUUACGGAACAAAGAGACGAUACGAAAGAGAGGAAAGAUACAAUUUUGUUCUACAUAGAUAGAAAGUGUACACGAGAAACACGGAGCGACGGUUCUAGGAAAUUGUGAUUGUCUUACUUGAAAAUUUCCGUGCGUGUGGUUAUUGCGCGUUAACCAUGCCGGAUCAGAUUAGCGGCUCGCUCUUUUUCCAAUCUAUUAGGGUCCUUAACUUGUAAUAGUCUUCAAGACAGUUUUGUAAUUAUAACAAGACAACACGCCAGAUUUUUACCUCCAUAGUGCUAUUUUGUGUUGUGAACCCGAUCAUUUUUCUCUCCUUACAAUGGUUCAAAACCUAAUCCGAAUUUAACUCGGUUAAAGGGAUCGAUUAGAAACUUACUGCGUUACCGAACCUCUUUCGUUUACCAUUCCAAUUGGAUUUCGGCACCUUUAUUUUAUAAUCACGUCUUCGUUCUUACACGAAAGCUCCUUAGCUUAGAUCACGCGUACACGUAACUUCGAAUUCCUUCCAGACUAAUAAGUUUGCCGACCUUUUUGUUAAUCGACUAAACGCUCGGAAGCUUAAUUGCGAAAAGUACUAAUUAUCUGUAAACGAAACUGACGAGGUACAAAACGAGUUUUCUAUCGGAUAAUGCCCGGAUCAAUUCGAUCUUCUUUUCCCCAGACGCGUUUUCAUUAGAACCGCGAGGAUCGUUUCGAUCCGUCUUUUAUGUACCGUUGUCCGCCAUGUUGGAACGAAAACCGUUACUAAACCAAUGAACGUUUUGAAACCCCAUCCACUCUUUGCAUACGAGAGGUUUACCUAUUGGUUUACAAUACAUGUAUUAACAUACGUUUGAAACACUUUUGAACCGACAAUUUCAAUGUAUUGUAAGUACGGGCCUUACAUACACAUUGCUAUGAUAAGUGUAAUGAGUCAUUUUUAAUUGAAAUAAAUAAAAGAAAAAAAAAGAAAAAAAAGAAAUCAUAACCGAACGUGAUAGAAUGAAAUGUCUUCACCCUGCAUGAUCAGUUUCGCGAAGGUAAGCUCACCAUUGUUGUUUUGAGGAUGAUCUUCAUUUUCCCUCCUAGUUCUAUUUCUUAUUUGUCUUCUUAUCUCUUAUAUAUUUCUUCCUUCGUUUUCCUUUUUCUCUCUUCUUUCGCAAUGAUACGACGGGAAGAAAAUAGUAGUCGUUCUAUUGCAUUAUCAUAAUUUAUUUCAUAUAAACAUUUGAUACAGUUUUAAAAUUUCGUUUUUGUAGAGCUUAGCUUUAGUAGUAGUGUUAAUAGUAAUUAGAUUCUAUAGAACGUAUCGGAGAUAAAUGGAUGGAGUGAUCGAGAGUCAAAGUUUGGUUUGGCAUGAUAUCGUUAACGGUCACUUCGAUACAUUUUGGAUAUAUAAAAGAAUAUCCGCAGAACAGAAUGCGACGCGCCAGGGCACGUGAUUUCGAAGAGUGAUGUCGCGAUAGUUUUUAGUUAAGUUUAUAAACAAUGGUGUACAGGUAUCUGCAAAACAUUUGUAAAUCUUUCUUUUUUUCCUGCUUGAGCAACUCUUUUUUAUGGGGAGAAAGCGGUAGAUAUGUCACUUUAAUGAUAUUCCUUUGUAAUACUAAUUUUGUAGCGGGAUAUUUUCUUUGUAUAAACAUUCUUCUUUGUAUUAGACACCUUUUUUCGAAUUUUUUUUUCUCUCUUACUUUUUAUUCUCAAUCCUCUUUCACUGACCAAAACUACCAUGAUUCCUGGUUAAGUUUAUUUAUUUUCAAUAAAUAUAAGUUACUCAGAAACAGACCUGACUAGUUUUGUAUUAAACUAAAUUUGUAACAAUUAAUAAAUUAAAAUAAAUAAGAAUUCUUCUACUCCUACCUAGUAUUUUCUAUAAAAAUACUUACAAGCUUGAAAUAUUUUAUAGUGCAUAAUAAAUAUUUGUAAAAAAUAAUAAACCUUUAAUAAAACUCCUUAAAAAUCGAUGAAAAUGUUUAUUCUUUAAUUUAAGAUUCCCAAACCAUUAACAUUUCUCGUGACGGUCUCGUGGAAAAAUUUUAGGGCAUCCAAUUCCAGGAGGACAUUUAUUAAUUCAUAUGUGUCAGUGAAAGGAUUAAGAAUUUAAAAUUAAUAUACAUAAAAUUAUCUUCAAAACUUACCAAGAAAAUAUCACUGUUACAUACACAUUUAUCUUAUAUUUAUUUAAAUCCUCGCCUGUGAUAUGUGCAGUAUAUCAUCUCAUUUAUCAUUAUUAUGUAAGUAAACAACAAAGAUUGGUCUCAAGUCUGACAAUCAUCUUCACUGAAGCAGGCAUUCUGAUAUAAUUUUCACCGGAAUAAUUCAACCUGAUAGAGUCAUAAUUUGCAUAUUAUCUGCAGAUACCGGUUACUAUAAAAUAAGGUACGUAUUUUGAUCUAUGUGGGUAGCUAUGGGGAGUCUAUUAUAUAGACUAAUCUUAUCUAUGCUCAUUAGGAGAUACCUUACUUUAAAUAUACAGUAAAUAUACAUGUAUGCUUAAAAUGUUAAAAUAUUCUCACCACUGUGAUCAAAUGAUAGGGGGUAGUCAGUUAUCAACCCUGAAAUCACAGAAUUAGGCCUCAUUUUAAUCCCAUUGCAAGUAUAAAUUUAUUUUAUCAAAAAUGCUCUGAUUUACCAAAGAAGUAUUUUAGAAUAAUUUUAUUUUUCGCAUAACGAAGACACAUCCAAUUUUGCAUUUUUAUAAGAAAAUCUUACAUAGAGGCCUAUGUGAUUUACAAGUUAAUAAAUGACGUAAGGGAUGCAGUUCCUUGUGUAGACGUAUUUAUAGAUAAGUGUGUACAGUUGAGAGGUAAUUAAUUUAUCAAGCAAGAUUGUCACCAGGGUGGGUUGCCAGUGAGAACAUUGUUACAAUUUAAGCAUAGUGGAUAUCAUUAAUUCGCUUUAUGUAUGGACUAGACUCAAUUACUUAUAAUAGUAGAUCUUCAUACGAUAUUGCAAAGAAACGUAGUUUCAAGCUGUUACAGAGAUGUGAAUUUACAAUGUGGAUUGUCAAGACUUAUUAAUGACAGUUUCUUCAUCUCCUAUUUGAUGCUCGCAAUGAUUGACUCGGAUGAAGAACUUACCGAUAACAGAUCAAUAAUUCAAGAUAAUUAUCUGGACGUAUAAUAGCUAUUUCUUCUCGCUAUUAUUGGCAUUAACAUCACUUCUUCAGAUACCAAAGAAAAAGGGAGGUGGAAAUGAUGUAACAAUGUGUCGAUUCAUCUGUAAAGAACCAUGCCAAUAAUAAGUCUCAACGCGUUCAUCGCAAAGC